UCACGUGAGAAGCGAAACGGGAAGUUGCUAAAUCGCAUUCUUUCCAGACAUUUCAAGCUGACUCUAUUGAGGUUGUGGGCAGGUUUUUUUUUGUUGUUCCUUGAAUAGUGACCACCAUGAGAUCCGGAAGGAGUAGCCUAUAAACUAGCGCUGGCAUUGAACUGUGCGGAGCUGCUGGCGUAGAGAUCGGCGCAGAUGUGGUGGUUUCUGAUCGGGAGUUCGUGCUUGCCUGUAACCCUCAUCAUCUGGUCCUGCGCUGCUUUUGUCAUCUCGUUCCUGAUCGCGGUACUGACCCGGCAUGUCCCUCCCCUGGUACCCUUCAUCAGUGACACUGGAACCCAGCCUCCAGAAAGAUGCAUAUUUGGGUUAAUGAUAAACAUCUCUGCAUUUUUGGGUUUGAUGGUUAUGUAUGUUCGAUUCAUACUGUUACAGACCUUGACUGAGAGGAUUCCAGUCAUCAGUCCCAGACUAAACAGAACUGCACUAAUAUGUGGAGCACUAGGCUGCCUUGGGAUGUGCAUUGUUGCAAAUUUUCAGGAAACUGCUUUGAGAAUAGUUCAUGACAUUGGGGCACUGCUGUCAUUCGUCAUGGGAACUUUGUAUCUCAUACUGCAGAGCUGCAUUUCCUUCAAGAUGUUGCCUUACCAUCACACUCAUCUGGUUUGUGGCUUUAGAAUAAUGCUGUCGAUAGUGUCCACUGUUGCCGCCAUCCCUAUGAUUGUCUGUUACUUCCUCAGCAACAAUUCAGCUGUAUAUCUGGUACCAGGAGACAAGGGCUAUGGUUAUCAUGUGGCAAGUGCAGUUUGCGAGUGGCUAGUUGCAUUCAGCUUUAAUUUCUUCUUCUUAACGUAUAUUAAGGAGUUUCAGACAUUCACUAUAAACGUCAGAACAGUGUUACUUCAAGACUCAUGCAAUGAAUCAUAAAGUACGUUCCAAAAGACCACUUUCCUCUCCCGAGUCAGUGUGUUCAGGAAACAUAUGGAAAAGUGAAAGCAUCCAUCAAUAUCCUUGUGUUUUCUUUGUAUUAUUUGUACUUUAUUCUAUUUUAAGCCACUUCCAUGUAAUACUGCUUAUCACAGUAACUUGCAUUUAUAUUGUGCCUUUUAGAGUAGUGAAACAGUGAGAUGUCCUUUGCUGGAAUGUUUCUGAGUGGAAACAGGAGACCUUAGGGGAGGUGACCAAAACUUACACAGGUAUGUUUGAAGCAGAAGUUUAUGAAUGGAAUUCCAGUGCUUGCAUCUUAAGAUAUCUGAGAGUUGAGGGGUAUUCUGGUAUCAUCCAACCCUAGUGCAAGUAUAACUCCAGCAGUGAAUUUCCUCAAGAUGUUUUGCUAUUUUAAACUUGCUUUGCAUAUAUUCCUUCAAAAGUAAUCCACCCAGCUUCUGAAUCAUGGUCAAUCAGUCUGCAUCAAUCCAUUUACACAAGAACAACCUGAAUACAAACAAACUGGUCUUAGGAUUGUUUAAACGCCACAAACAUAAACUGGUUAAAUCUUGAGUUCACUGAGCAUUUGGGCAGCUCAUGUAAGUUGGCAGUUCCGUACUUGCUGUGUUCUUGUCAUGUUACAAUGCUGGCUUAGAAAGGCUGCAAAGACCAAGGUUCACACUUACAACUCAAAUGUGAAACCACAGCUGCUGUUCUCAGAGUACUUGAAGCAUGUCAUUGGAGAGUCCGUUCACAGCAACUUUUCUUGUGCCUUUAACACUGUUAAAUAUUCCCAAGGUACUUCAGAAUGGUUAUCCAACACACACUACAAGAGGAUUUCAGUUUAGAAGUAGAUAAGUCUUACUGAGUUAUAAAGGACUUUGAUGAGACCAACCUAAGAGAGUCAGAAGUCACACAACACCAGGUUAUAGUCCAAAGCAGUGCUCUGAAAGCUUGUGUUUUUGAAUAAAGCUGUUGGACUAUAACCUAGUGUUGUGUAACUUCUGAUUUUGUCCACGCCAGCCCAACAUCAGCACCUCAUCAUCAUGGUUACCUAAGGCAGAAUAUACUUGCCACUGAGGAAGUGCAACAGAGGUUCACCAGGCUGACACCAGGAAUGGCAGUACUAUCCCAUGAGGAAAGAUUGGUUCAAUAGUGCUUGUAUACAUUUUUGGAUUUUAAAGUCAUCAAGAGUACUGGAAGAAAGUGGGAAUACAGCAUUGAGUUAGGAGGAUCAUCCUUGAUCAUAUUGAAUGGAGGAGCAGGCUUGAAAGGCCCAGUGGCCUACUCCUGCUCCAAGAUUUUAUAAUUCACACAUUUGAGAAUAAGUCAGGUGGAGGUCUUGGGAUGACAUAUUGGUCAAAGAUGUAAUUUUUUAGAGAUAGUAGGAACUGCAGAUGCUGGAGUCUGGGAUAACACAGUGUAGAGCUGGAUGAACACAGCAGGACAAGCAGCAUCAGAGGAGCAGGAAGGCUGAUGUGGUCUAGGCCCGAAACAUCAGCUUUCCUGCUCCUAUGAUGCAGCUUGGCCUGCUGUGUUCAUCCAGCUCUACACCUUGUUAUGUAAUUUUUAAGGACUGUUUUUAGAGGAGGAGAGGCGUAUGGAGAGGCUUAAGGAAGGAAUGCCAGAGCUUGAAUCCUGGACACUGAAUGCCUGACUAAAAUCAAGCAUGCGCAGGAGGCCAGGACUGAAUGAGCACAGAAAUUUCAGAGUCUGAGGAAAUUUUACAGAUAGGAAAGGGGAAUACCACGGAGGGAUGAGAAAUUCUCUUCAUUCUUUCACAGGAUGUGGGUGUUGCUGGCUGGGUCAGCAUUUAUUGCCCAUCCUGAAUUUCCCAGAGGGUUGUUAUGAGUCAACCACAUUGCUGUGGGUCUGGGGUCACACGUAGACCAGGCCAGAAAAGGACAGCAGUUUUCUUCCCUGUAGGACAUAAACAAACUAGAUGGGUUUUACCCUACAAUUGGCAAUGGUUUCCUGGUCAUCAUUGGACUCUUAAUGCCAGAUUUAUUUGAAUUCAGAUUUCACCAUCUGCCAUGACAAGAUUCAAAUUCAGGACCAGAGAACAUUACCUGGCUCUCUGGAUUAAGUCUAGUGAUCACACCACGAUGCUAUUGCCUCUGAGAUGUUGCUGGAGCAGGAUAAACAGGGAGGGUUAUGGGGUGAUUAAUUUGGUAUGAGUUUGCAUACUGGUAGAAAAAUUAGGAUGAGCUGAGGUUUAAUGAUGAUGGAAAGGGGGAGGGUGGCCGUGGAGCAUUCAGAUGGUUGAGUCUGAAGAGAAUGAAAACAUAGGUGAGGGUUUCAGGAGUAGAUUGGCUUACUUCAUUCACAAUGCAGCGAGAAGCACUUUGCUGGAACACCAGCCUCAUUGGACAAAUGCACCUUUACACUGCAAAAGAUGGCAAAGAGAGCUGCCUGUCACUCUCAAACUCAUUUUCUUGUAGAAAAAUCGCAAUUAAUUGGGUCAGUUUUGAUGUUGGAUCAUUCUGAUAAGUUCAAAUCAAAAUAACUUUGGGGUGGGAUGAGAAUGAAUGACUGUUUUGGACAAAAUUUCCUCCUAAUGAUUCAUGUAUUUUGUGUACAAAUUGUACAGUUUUUAAAUUGAUCAAGAACGUUUUAAGAUACUGUUCAUCAAAUAAUUAAACUUUUAAAAUGGUUGAGAGAAAUUAAAUGGAUAUCUAUUUUUU
Molecule: messenger RNA, 3608 nt
Organism: Stegostoma tigrinum
Lineage: Eukaryota; Metazoa; Chordata; Chondrichthyes; Orectolobiformes; Stegostomatidae
Gene: dram1
Product: DNA-damage regulated autophagy modulator 1
Exons: 7
Coding region: 196-924 (242 amino acids)
Biological process (GO): regulation of autophagy
Cellular component (GO): lysosome
Source: RefSeq, a predicted model, not a curated record